Messenger RNA from Trematomus bernacchii (emerald rockcod), 1065 nucleotides. RefSeq names its product isoaspartyl peptidase/L-asparaginase-like. The record is from RefSeq and is a predicted model, not a curated record. Gene Ontology annotation, molecular function: asparaginase activity. NCBI's taxonomy places the organism in Eukaryota, Metazoa, Chordata, Actinopteri, Perciformes, Nototheniidae. The transcript has 7 exons. The coding region runs from base 1 to 1065 and encodes 354 amino acids.
AUGUCAGCAGUGGUGGUGGUGCAUGGGGGGGCGUGGGCCAUACCUGAGGACCUGGCCAAGGCCUCUGUGGAUGGAGUGAAGGCUGCAGCACGUCAAGGAUCUUCUGUGCUGAAAGGAGGAGGAAGUGCUCUGGAUGCUGUAGAGGCAGCCGUGAUGGCUCUGGAGGAUAACCCUGCGUUUAAUGCAGGGCAUGGAGCUGCGCUAAAUGCUGAAGGAGAAGUGCAGCUUGAUUCCAUUAUCAUGGAUGGAAGGACACUUGCCAGUGGUGCCGUGGCUUCAGUGAAUAACAUCGCCAAUCCUGUGUCACUGGCACGGGCAGUGAUGGAAAAGACAUCCCAUAUCAUACUGACAGGCAGAGGUGCAAACCUGUUUGCAGAGAGUAUCGGCAUGGCCACCGUCCCCACUGAUGAACUGGUGACUGAGUAUGAGAGGAAAGAGUGGGACAAAAAAAACAACUGUCUAGCUGGAGUUAUGGAGGAUUUCAAUUCUCAGUGGGCCCAUGAUACUGUUGGGGCGGUCGCUGUGGACUCUGAUGGUAACGUGGCGUGUGCAACAUCAACUGGAGGCCUCAGAUAUAAAAUGGUUGGCAGAGUGGGAGAUUCUCCCAUCAUUGGCUCUGGAGGAUAUGCAGACAACCUCAGUGGUGCAGUGUCGUGUACCGGCCAUGGAGAAUCUAUUCUCAAAGUGACAUUGGCCAGACUCAUUCUUUCACAUGUUGAACAAGGUAAAUCUCUAGCAGAUUCUUCCCAGUUGUCUCUGCGGUACAUGGGACACCGUGUCCGUGGUGCAGGAGGCGCUAUAGCCGUUUCUCCGUCAGGACAGUGGGCAGCAACGUGUACCACAGAGCGAAUGGCCUGGGCAGCAGUGGAUCAGGAUGUUCUGUGGUAUGGAUUACAACCAAAGGAAAGACUGAAUGAAAAGUUAUGCCCAGUGGCGAGCCCUGCUAAGCUACCUGUAAACAGAAGCCACGUGACAAGCAGCGCUGCCUGUCAGGGCUUUGCAGCAGCAGGACGAAUGACGGCCGAGUUGGAGGAAGUUACUGGGAGCAGCUGUGCUAGUAUGUAA